This is a messenger RNA of Leopardus geoffroyi (Geoffroy's cat), 985 nucleotides long. Its product is annotated as predicted GPI-anchored protein 58. The record is from RefSeq and is a predicted model, not a curated record. Gene Ontology annotation, biological process: G protein-coupled receptor signaling pathway. The transcript has 3 exons. Gene Ontology annotation, molecular function: G protein-coupled receptor activity. NCBI's taxonomy places the organism in Eukaryota, Metazoa, Chordata, Mammalia, Carnivora, Felidae. The coding region runs from base 1 to 858 and encodes 285 amino acids. Gene Ontology annotation, cellular component: membrane.
AUGUUCAAAACUCAACCUCCUUGCAUUCGCCGAGGGGAGCUAGACGGCGGCGCAACGCGAACGCUCCACCUCCCCCCGCCCCUGCCCCGCAGGGUCCCCUGCCCCACCGCCAGCGGUCCCCGACUCCUCCCACCCCAGUCCCCUGGCUACUCCCCGCUCUCAGCUGCUCCCCAGCCAGCCGGCUGUCCCCAACUAGGCACCCCGACUCCGGCCCCGCCCCAGGUGUUCCGGACCCAGCCCACUGGUGGUCCCUACCCUACAGGCCAGGGGCCAGGUCCCCAGCGUCCCAGCCCUGUGCUGGCUGCAGGCAGCCGUCUCUCCGCCCCACUUCCUCCCCCUGCGCCCCCUAGAUCCCCACCGGCCAGGCGCCGGCUCCAGCCGCGCGCCCCCUGCCCACGGGCUCCCUUCGCCAGCCCCCGGCAUCCCUGCCACCUACAGCAUGGAGCCGAACGCAUCGGGCAACGCGUGCGUUACCGGGCUGGGGCUCCAGUCAGGGCUACACUCCGGACGCACGCCGGCCACUUCUCGGCGCCGGUGGCCGCGCUGCUGGCGGCGCUCAGGGCGCUGCUGGCGCUGGCCACGGUGCUGGGCAACUCACUGAUCGUGGUGGUCUUUGCCGUGGACCGCAGCCUGCGCUCCAGCGGCAACUUCCUCCUCAAUUUGGCUGUCGCCGACCUCCUGGUGGGUGACUUACAGAGCUCAGAAGGGCAUGACCAGGAAUAUUGUUUUCGAGUUGGUGGGUGGUGGCAUUCCUCGUCUAUGGACCUGCCAUCAUCGGUUGGGCAUAUGUGGCCAAAAGGAGCAUCCUGCCUCGGGGGGAGUGCUAUGCUGAGUUCUUCUACAACAGGUACUUCCUGAUGACGACCUCCAUCAUCGAAUUCUUCACUCCCUUUAUCAGCGUCACUUACUUCAACUUGAGCAUCUACAUCAACAUUCAGAAGCGCACCUCCCUGAGGAGGAACAACAUUGCCCAGAGCCAAGACAA